AUGGAUAACAACUGGUCUACUUAUCCAAGUGUUGCUAAGACGGCUUCGAUUAACGGAUUUGCAGACAGAAUCUACGAUCAAUUGCCAGAAUGUGCCAAACCAUGUAUGUUCCAAAACACCGGUGUGACACCAUGUCCGUACUGGGAUACCGGGUGUCUUUGUAUCAUGCCAACCUUCCAAGGAGCAGUUGGUACAUGUAUUGCAGAAAACUGUCGCGGUGAAGAUGUGUUAGAUGCUAGGUCAUUGGCUACGUCGAUUUGUUCCAGCGCUGGAGUUUGGGAUCCAUACUGGAUGCCACCAGCUUCAGUUACCACUGCUUUGAGCACUGCUGCUGCUGCUGAAGCUGCUGAAACCACUCCAGCUUCAACUGAAGAAGAAAAGUCAUCAUCUGCUCCAGCUGAAACUUCUGCUCCAGAAACCACUGCUCAAGAAACCUCAGCCCCAGCUGAUUCAUCUGCUCCAGCUGAAACUUCUGCCCCAGAAACCACCGCUCAAGAAUCAUCUGCUGCCGAAUCAUCAGCCCCGGCUGAGUCAUCUGCUGCUGGUUCAGAAGAAGAAAAACCAUCAAGUGCUGAAGAACAAACUUCAUCAUCAGCCCCAGCAGAGGGUGAAGGUGAAGGUGAAACUUCAUCCGAAGCUUCUGUAGCUACUGUUAACGGUGCUGUUAUCCCAGGUGUUGCCAUGGGUGGUGUCAUUGCUGCUUUGGCUGCUUUGAUCUAA
Molecule: messenger RNA, 720 nt
Organism: Lodderomyces orthopsilosis Co 90-125
Lineage: Eukaryota; Fungi; Ascomycota; Pichiomycetes; Serinales; Debaryomycetaceae
Product: CFEM domain-containing protein
Exons: 1
Coding region: 1-720 (239 amino acids)
Source: RefSeq, a predicted model, not a curated record